UAUGAGGUGGCAGAAUUAGCGGGCAUCUAACUUGCAUGUCAAGUCAUUUUGUUUUAUUGUGUUCAUUGGUCAAUGAGCAGUUACAGAGCCAGAGCCAGAGGCAGUAGCCAGGUCUUGCCUUUUGCUGCAUUUUGGUUAAACAAAAAAAAGAAAUCGACAGACAGAAGAUAAGACGAACGAUCGCAUGGAACAGAUUUAUUUAUUUGGUGCAUCUCAGGGCUUGAGAGGAUGCCCUGACAUUUGAGAGGAUGCAGAGGUAGUUAUUGGUGUUUUCUUCUGAGAGAUUGAGCUGUUCUGCUGAUGGCUUUACCAUCAAAUGGAAUGACAGCAAAUGCUGCCUUUUCCUCAAAUGGACGCAAAGUGCUGGAGUAGCUCGAAGAGUCAGCAUCUCCGGAGAAAAUGGAUGUGUACUGAAGAACGUGGUCGUGUAUUGUCUUUCCGCUGGCUGGUUAGCAGGCAACACAAGCAUUUUCACUGUACCUCGGUACACGUGGCAAUAAACGAAACCGCCGCCAUUGCUGGAGUGAGGCCGCGUGCAAACUGGAGGAACAGCACCUCGUUCGUAUUCAGCUGGGGUAGCUUACACCCUGACGGGGGACAAAACAAAUCCACUAUGAAAGAAAUAAUGGAUGGAGCUCAAGAUGGUAUAAUUUGCAAUCUAGAAUUGAAGAUUGACGAUAGUGACAAUGCAUCCACCGGUUCUGCUGCAGCAAAAGAAUUGCGCUCUUCUCAAUGCAAGAGAGGAAUUUCAACCAUUCCUCACGUACGCACUGCAUUCAAGCGGCCAAGAGUCGUUGAAGAAAUGCAUUCAUUGCCGUGCGUUAAGAAACCUCAUACUAACAGCGUGGAAUCUCUGACAGGGCGGCUAUGUUCCUUUCAGUCCCAUAACUGGAAAGGAGAUCCUGGUGCCACGGUGCCUGCAGACAAGGGACAGGGCGCUUCGUCUCGUGCGUUAGAUGAGAGCGAAGACCUCGAUGAUUCCUUGCUGGAGCUGGAGGAAAAGGACCUCGAUGGAGACGAUCUACUUAACCUUACAUCUGAGGAAAUCGAUAAGAUUCUCCAGGAAUCAGAUGAUGACGUUGAUCAUAAUACUGAAUCACUCAGAUUUGUCGAUGCCCUUAAUGAGCAUAAAUGUCGGGAUAACAGUCGGCCCUCUGCGUCUCUCCCAAAUACACCACAGUUGCCCAAAAGCUGCCUUGUUCGUGAUGAAUUGGAAACAACUUGUUCAGGUAAUGUCUCGUUGACAGAUUUUACUGUGUUGAAGUUGACCAAAGAGGUUAAUCAAAGUCUCGAGUCGGAACAGCGUAAUCACAAUUGUCCUCGUGAAAAUACUGAAUUAGAGAAAUCAAAACAGCCUUAUUAUCUAUCAGCUAACAAGGUAGCUGAGAUAAACCUGAAGCAAAAUGGUGCAGAUGAAGAAACUGAGAGGGAAAACCAUGAAGCCAGCAGCAGUGAAGCAGUACCUGAUGCUCAGGAGAAGAUGCUUAGAACAGCCUCGACGAGCCCUUCACCAAAUGUGUUCAACGGCGACAAUAUGUUAACGUUGAGUGAGCAAAAUAUUCCUGAAGAACAGGCUGAUGAUGGAAGGGUAAAAGAACCCCCCAGCAUUCCUGGAUCGAGUAAUGAAGUAGUUCCUGACCUGAAGGCUGCCAGUCGGCAUAAGCAGAGUAUUGCAGAGUCUCCAAAGGGGAAGGCAUCACGGAAAUGUACGACAGCUAAAUCACCCAGAGCACGUCCAGAAACAAGACAGAAAACAAGAUUGAAUGCAAUAUUUGAUGAGAAGAUAGAAAGGCAGAAACAUACAUAUUUUAAGGAUGUUUCAAACCACUUGAACGGAGAGUAUAAUAAUCCAGGACCGAUACCAGAAUUACUCUUUUUGAUGGACGAGGUGGCGAUGGAAAAUCACUUCUCUUUUCAGCAGCACCCCUCAGACCUCACAGCCAGAAAUUAUAUGAAACGGCAUAGGUUUGUUGAGACUGAUCUCCACGAAUGGGCAAGCAGGAAUGGGGAUAUUCCCCGUUUCGGUGACAUUGCACGUUCUCUCCAGCAUGACCCUCUCCCCUAGUUGCCCUUGGUGUCCAAUCGGUUACGUCUCUAGGACUUUCAAAGCACAGAGAUUCAAAUUCAAUCUGUGUGGAUUUGUUUUGGGCAAGUUUCGACUGGAUAUUUGUACUCUGCAGUGUGAUCCUGUGUUUAAGGAGAAAACGGCGUAUUUAGUCUUAACAAGGUGUGUGCCUAACUGAGGGCACAGCUGUCUGCAGGAAUUGGAGGAACGAAGAGAUAUAUUCUGCUGCCUGGCUGGAGAAUCAAAAGACUCCCUGGAAAGUUGUAUGAACAGGAGCAGAUGUAAUUUUUACUUAUUUUAAAAUAAGCCUUCAUUAAUGUCUAAAUCUGAUUGCCAGCUGAAUGAUUAGGCAAUCGAGAGACAUAUUUGAAAGUGUUAUUUUAAAUCUGGUACA
Molecule: messenger RNA, 2459 nt
Organism: Amblyraja radiata (thorny skate)
Lineage: Eukaryota; Metazoa; Chordata; Chondrichthyes; Rajiformes; Rajidae
Gene: s100pbp
Product: S100P-binding protein
Exons: 6
Coding region: 332-2065 (577 amino acids)
Molecular function (GO): calcium-dependent protein binding
Source: RefSeq, a predicted model, not a curated record